AUGAGCAGGGAAGGAGAUUGGAUGUGUGGCUCUUGCCAACACUUGAAUUUCAAGAAGCGGGAUUCGUGCCAAAGGUGUAGCUACCCAAGGUAUGGCGGGACAGACGUUUCAUCAUACGGAAUCAAACGAACAGAAGUCUUGGCCGGGGAUUGGUACUGCACUGCCAUGAACUGUGGAGCACACAAUUAUGCCAGCAGGAAAAGUUGCCAUAGGUGUGCUGCAUCAAAAGAUAGUUAUGCAGCUUAUGGGGUUGACAUGAUGGGAUCAGGAGGUUAUAUAUACGACACCACUGCCCCUCCCGGUUGGAAGACUGGUGACUGGAUUUGCAGCAGACUUGGAUGUGGUGCACACAACUAUGCCUCCAGGACGGAAUGUUUCGGAUGCAAGACACCUAGGGAUUUUGGUAAACAAAUCUAUAAAGAGGAGCAGUCUGAGGAAGGUGGAUUAAGAGAGACAAUCAAACCUAUCCCAAAUUUUCUGCAGUUCUAA
This is a messenger RNA of Ilex paraguariensis (yerba mate), 489 nucleotides long. NCBI's taxonomy places the organism in Eukaryota, Viridiplantae, Streptophyta, Magnoliopsida, Aquifoliales, Aquifoliaceae. The record is from the annotation of a GenBank genome assembly.